Messenger RNA from Salvelinus namaycush (lake trout), 870 nucleotides. Its product is annotated as leucine-rich repeat-containing protein 30-like. NCBI's taxonomy places the organism in Eukaryota, Metazoa, Chordata, Actinopteri, Salmoniformes, Salmonidae. The record is from RefSeq and is a predicted model, not a curated record. The coding region runs from base 1 to 870 and encodes 289 amino acids. Gene Ontology annotation, molecular function: protein binding. The transcript has a single exon.
AUGGGACACAAGCAGUCCAAGGAAGAGGAGAGGAAGAGGCAGGUGAGGAAGAGUGCCGGUCGUGAGGACAGCUUGACGUCGGCAGAGCGGAUCCGCAACCAUGCGUACAAACAGUGGGGCUACAGCAUACUGAGCCUGGCCCGCCGCGGCCUCAAGGAACCCCCCAAGGAACUGUGGGAGCUGACGGAGCUCGAGAAGCUCAAUCUGUCGUUGAACUGCCUGCGGGCUCUGCCCCCCGCCCUUAGCAUCCUCAGCAACCUGGUGGUCCUCAACCUGUGGGGAAACCAGCUGACCAGCCUGCCCCCAGAGAUCGGCCAGCUCAGACACCUCCGCGUCCUGUUCUGCUACCGCAACCAACUGACCGAGGUUCCAGAGGAGCUGGGCAACUGCACCAGGCUGGAGGUCCUCAGCCUGGCCAACAACGAGAUAUCUGGCCUCCCUGCCUCCUGCGCCAACCUGACCUGCCUGAGGAAGCUCAAUCUCAGCCACAACAAAAUUGUUCACAUCCCCGGCUGCGUCUACACCAUGAAGAGACUGGUAUUCCUCCACCUGGCCUGCAACAGGCUGGAGUGCAUCGCCGAGAGCAUUGCGGCGCUGGUGGAGCUCAAGAUCCUCAUCGUGGAGGGGAACGAGAUCCACUCGCUGCCCAAGAUGAUCUGCUGCCUGACGCGGCUGGAGCUGCUCAACGUGGACUUCAACGACAUCCAGAACGUGCCCCAGGAGAUGCACCAGCUCAGCAGGCUGGAGAAGCUGGCCUACCACCCUCUGGAUAAGGGGCUCCACAUCAUGCAGAACCCCUUGCAGAAGCAAAUCAAAGAGGUGCUGGAAGGAGGCCUCAUCGCCCUCUUUAAUUAUCUGAAAUCUAAUUAA